UGGCAAAUCACCGUGUGCUGAGCCUGAAAAACAAAUCCGACAUAGACAAGAAAAAUAUUUGUAAAGCUAUAUUUUAUUUGUUACGGAAUCCAACCUGCUGUACGUAACUGCCAUGAGGUGAAGAAAACUUGGUUCGCUUCCUGUACCAGGGGUCUCCUAUUGAACUGGACCCUCUCCCCACAAUGCCUCUUGUGGAGUUUGUUGCCGGAUGGAUUUCAGGUGCAGCGGGACUGAUAGUUGGACAUCCAGUGGACACAGUGAAAGUGCGUCUGCAGACCACGUCCAGGUACAAGGGGAUCUUUGACUGUGUGGCCAGGACUUAUGCAUACGAGGGGAUCCCUGGGUUUUUCAAGGGCAUGGCAUUCCCUGUCCUGAGCAUUGCUGUUAGCAACUCCGUGGUCUUUGGUUCCUAUAGCAACGCCUUGGAUUAUCUCACCCAAUCACAGUACGCCGACCGCAGCAAAGACAAAUCUGCUUCAGCAACAGCAGUCUUCACGGCUGGCUGCUUUUCAGGUGUAGCCCAGGUGCUGGUCACUGCCCCCAUUGACCUGGUAAAGGUGCGCUUACAGAACCAGACGAAGGGCAGGCGGGGGGUCGGCGGGGACAAGUACAGGGGUCCCGUGCACUGUGUGGCCAUCAUCCUGAGGGAGGAAGGGGCCAGAGGCCUGUUCCGGGGGAUGUGGGCACUGGCUCUCAGGGAUGUGCCCUGUUACGGACUUUACUUUCUGCCUUACGAGCUCAUAUGCAAAGCGCUGACGGAGAGCGGGAAACAACCAGGCGUGUUCGCGGUGCUAAUGGCGGGCGGCAUGGCUGGCGUGGUGACGUGGGCCUUCGCGACGCCCAUGGACGUGGUGAAGGCCAGGCUGCAGAUGUCCGGGGCGGGGGGGCCGGUGUACAGGGGGGUCCUGCACUGCAUUGCUCUCAGCAUGAGGCAGGAGGGCGUGCGGGUUUUCUUCAAGGGCCUGCUGCUGAACAGCCUCAGGGCCUUCCCCGUCAACGCCGUCACCUUCCUCUGCUACGAGAGCCUGAUGAGGGCCAUGACGUCAUCGCCGGCAGAUUGUUCCCAGGAGUGACGUCAUCAAGCAGCACUGAGGCUAAGGGCUGGUUUAUGCUUCUUGAGGUCAGCGCGACUAUAACUGUCAUAUAAGCAAAAUGAGACCACAAUGGCUGUCCGCAUAGAGGGUCGCGGAUUUUGUAACAGUACAAAGGGCUACGCAGGUUACUUUGGGGGUAUGGUUCAUGCAGCCACAUGCUGCCCUGUGAAAACACGGUAAGCAUGAAGGGUCUUCAUCUGGCGGAGGGUCAUGCCAUAUCCAUGUAUCCGCGAUAAAGGACCGGGCUGUGGCUGGGAGCGUUGCACUCAGCACUGACAUCACUAAAAGCUCAUCACUAAAAGCACUGACAUCACUAAAAGCUCCAGGGUCAAAGCUAGACAUUAUCCAAAGCCGGUUGAGCUGUUAACUGUGACACCAACAGGAGUCAUUUGAGAGAGAUGGUGCCACCACGUUGUCUGGUUCAUGAAAUAGUCAACUGAGCAAUUUUAUUCCAUUUACUAUGAAAUUACUUUUACAGGAAUUAUGCCUCAAUAUAUGAAAUCAACCAUUCCACUCCUUAUCACAUAUUGCAUUAAAUUACAUUACAUUCAUUUAGCAGAUACUUUUAUCCAGAGUGACU
Molecule: messenger RNA, 1674 nt
Organism: Megalops cyprinoides (Indo-Pacific tarpon)
Lineage: Eukaryota; Metazoa; Chordata; Actinopteri; Elopiformes; Megalopidae
Product: solute carrier family 25 member 45
Exons: 7
Coding region: 183-1073 (296 amino acids)
Biological process (GO): transmembrane transport
Cellular component (GO): mitochondrion
Molecular function (GO): transmembrane transporter activity
Source: RefSeq, a predicted model, not a curated record